Molecule: messenger RNA, 871 nt
Organism: Limulus polyphemus (Atlantic horseshoe crab)
Lineage: Eukaryota; Metazoa; Arthropoda; Merostomata; Xiphosura; Limulidae
Exons: 4
Molecular function (GO): protein binding
Source: RefSeq, a predicted model, not a curated record
UUGUGAGUUGGUUGAUCAUUUCGGAGCAAGUAAACGCUAAUUUGCAGCGUUUAUUUUGGGUAUUCAUGGAGAAGUGAAAGUUUAAAAUGUUAUGUGCAAGGCAGAUUUAUUGUCUUGAUAAUGGAUUUGUGCAAGUAAUAUGCAUUAGUGCUGAAGAACAAAAAAUGUGCAUUUAUUUUUGAGUUAAAUAGUAACGAGUACAUUGCUGUGAAAGUGGCUGCAUUUCCUGGGGGCUAGCCGAUGGAGUGAUCAAUGAGCUAGCUCCUCAACAUGAAUCGUUGCGUCAUGCCUGCGCUGUUUUCUCCGUCGAGCUUAGUGAUUCUUGUCUUCCUAGUAUUAGGACUCAGCACCUACGGAGCAAGUGCUGAAAAGAACAAAUACUAUCACAUAUCUACAUUAUGUGGACAAAAAAUAUUUCAUCCACUAUACAAGAAGAUUGAUGGAGUUGUGCUUACCUCAGAUAGUGAAGAUGAUCUUAAAUGUGUCAUCACAUUCCAAACAGACUCCAUUCUUCAAAAAUUCAUGUUGCGAUUUGACCAUCUAGCUCUGGACUGUAAUGACCAUCUCUUUGUGUAUGAUGGAGACAAUGCCUAUGGCACCCACAAGGCCCACCUGUCUUGCCGUAGCACCAGGGGUAAUGUGGGCACAAUCUUCACUCAGAGCAAUUUCGUCACUUUGAAAUACCUUACAGAUGAGUGGAGCAAAUCCGGAAAUGGUUUCAAGUUAGUCAUAACUGCCUUCAAGACAUCUCCUGUAGGAUGUCAAGAUUUCCAGUGCUUGAACACUUUCUGUAUAUCUGAGGAUUUAACUUGUGACAACAUUAACCACUGUGGGGAUAACAGUGAUGAAACCAGCUUGGCCCUUUGUCCAA